Messenger RNA from Aspergillus thermomutatus, 249 nucleotides. RefSeq lists its product as uncharacterized. NCBI's taxonomy places the organism in Eukaryota, Fungi, Ascomycota, Eurotiomycetes, Eurotiales, Aspergillaceae. The transcript has a single exon. The record is from RefSeq and is a predicted model, not a curated record. The coding region runs from base 1 to 249 and encodes 82 amino acids.
AUGCGGUCGUGUGUGUUUCGUGUUGUGAAGGUGUGGGGGAGGAUGAGGAAGGCGGAGGAGGAGGCGAGACGGGGGGCGCGCAGGGGGAUCUCGGGGGUGAAGGGGGGGGAUGGGGUGGGGGUGUUGGAUGGGUUGGUUGGGGGGUUGGAGGGCCAGGAGGCUGCGGCUGGUGGUGGUUUGGUCAGUGCCUCUGCGCGAGAUGUGAUGGAUGAGGACGAUGUGGAUAUGGAGAGUGAUGAUGAGGAUUGA